Messenger RNA from Puntigrus tetrazona (Sumatra barb), 4652 nucleotides. RefSeq names its product acetoacetyl-CoA synthetase (gene aacs). Gene Ontology annotation, molecular function: acetoacetate-CoA ligase activity. Bases 164 to 2185 code for a protein of 673 amino acids. The transcript is spliced from 18 exons. NCBI's taxonomy places the organism in Eukaryota, Metazoa, Chordata, Actinopteri, Cypriniformes, Cyprinidae. The record is from RefSeq and is a predicted model, not a curated record. Gene Ontology annotation, biological process: positive regulation of insulin secretion; lipid metabolic process. Gene Ontology annotation, cellular component: cytosol.
UCCGCCGCCGCCGGUUGAUUAUGUGCGGCUGACGCUCGGAAGUGACCCAUGUGUCCGAGCUGCACCAAUACACGAUCACCGGAUCGGCCCGUUCAACUCCCGUGGUGCGCCUCUCGCAGUCCUCGUAGGUUAUUCACGACACGCCGACGCCUGUCACCCGAUCAUGUCUAAAGACACGGAGGCCAAGAGCGAGGAGAUUAUGGAGUCGAAGGUGCUCUGGUACCCGGACUCUAAACGAAACACGCAGAUGGACCGAUUCCGGACUCAAGUGAACCGGGACUUCGGGGUGAAUCUGGCCAAUUAUAAUGACCUGUAUCAGUGGUCCGUGGACAGUUAUCCGGAGUUCUGGGCACAGGUUUGGAAAUUCUGUGGCAUCACUUGCUCAAAGGUGUAUGAGGAGGUGGUCGAUGCGUCUAAAAGGAUAUCCGAUGCACCCGAGUGGUUUAAAGGCGGCAGACUGAAUUAUGCAGAGAACCUGCUCAAACACAAAGACCAGGACAAAGUGGCUCUCUAUGCGGCAACCGAGGCAAAAGAGGAGAUUGUCAAGGUGACUUUCGGAGAGCUGAGGCGUGACGUGGCUCUCUUCGCUGCCGCCAUGAGGAAGAUGGGCAUCAAAACUGGAGACAGGGUCGUAGGAUAUCUUCCCAAUGGGAUUCAUGCUGUCGAGGCCAUGCUCGCUGCUGCCAGUAUAGGUGCCAUCUGGAGUUCAACCUCUCCGGAUUUCGGCGUCAACGGAGUUCUAGACCGAAUUUCUCAGAUCCAGCCCAAGUUGAUAUUCUCAGUAGCAGCUGUUGUGUAUAACGGCAAGCAGCAUGACCAUAUGGAGAAACUCCAAAACGUUGUUAAAGGACUCCCUGACCUGGAGAAGGUUGUGGUCAUUCCAUAUGUUCGCUCGAGACAAGAGACUGACCUCUCCAAGAUUCCCAACAGUGUGUUCCUGGAUGACUUCUUAGCCACAGGUAAAGAAGGGGAUCAGGACCCUCAGCUGGAGUUUGAGCAGCUGCCUUUCUCUCAUCCUCUUUUCAUCAUGUACUCUUCGGGCACCACAGGAGCUCCCAAGUGCAUGGUGCAUUCUGUGCUGGGCACUCUCAUCCAGCAUCUUAAAGAACACGUUCUCCACGGCAACAUGACCUACAAUGAUGUCAUCAUAUAUUACACUACGACGGGCUGGAUGAUGUGGAACUGGAUGGUGUCCUCUCUAGCUGUUGGGGCUUCUGUGGUCCUGUAUGAUGGCUCUCCUCUUGUUCCUACUGCCAAUGUGCUCUGGGACCUUGUAGACCGUCUGGGAAUCACGAUUUUUGGGACUGGAGCGAAAUGGCUGGCUGUGCUGGAGGAGAGAAAUCUAAAACCUGCAAACACGCACAACCUGCAGACCCUCCACACACUCCUCUCUACAGGAUCUCCAUUGAAGCCUCAGAGCUAUGAGUAUGUGUACAGCUGUAUUAAGAACAAUGUGCUCCUGGGGUCCAUAUCAGGUGGCACAGACAUCAUUUCAUGCUUCAUGGGUCAGAACAUGACAGUUCCUGUUUACAGAGGGGAAAUUCAGGCCCGAAAUCUGGGCAUGGCAGUGGAGUCCUGGAAUUUUGAAGGGAAGCCUGUUUGGGGUGAGAGCGGGGAGCUGGUGUGUUUGAAGCCCAUCCCGUGCCAGCCCACUCAUUUCUGGAACGACGAGAACGGCAGCAAAUACCACAAAGCCUACUUUUCUACCUUCCCAGGAGUCUGGGCCCACGGUGAUUACUGUAAGAUAAAUCCAAAAACAGGAGGAGUUGUCAUGCUGGGGAGAAGUGAUGGAACCUUGAAUCCUAAUGGUGUUCGGUUUGGGAGCUCAGAAAUUUAUAACAUUGUGGAGGCCUUUGAGGAAGUUUCCGACAGCCUUUGUGUCCCUCAGUACAACAGCGAUGGAGAGGAGAGAGUGAUUCUGUUCCUGAAGAUGGGACCCAAUAAGAUCUUCAGACAAGAGCUGGUGGGGAAGAUCCGAGGCGCUAUCAGAGUAGCUCUCUCUGCACGACACGUACCAGCCUUGAUACUGGAGACCAAAGACAUCCCGUACACCAUCAGCGGAAAGAAGGUCGAAGUCGCAGUAAAGCAGGUGAUCGCAGGUAAGGACGUCACUCAGCGAGGGGCCUUCUCAAACCCAGACUCCUUGGACCUCUACAAGAACCUGCCCGAACUCCAGAACUUCUGAGUGCUCGGUACGUCUGAACUCCCAAAUGUCCCGCGUUUCUGGGUCCCUUCGAAGGGUUCAGAUUCUCUGGAAGUCUGUUGGAACUUUGGAGGAAUCUGGAGGAAUUUCUUGAGCUUUCAAACAUCAAAGUUCUUAGUGUUCUCUACCUGUUGUGGCAAACUUGGCAACCCAUUGGAACCGAUGGAGUCUUUAGCACUUCCUCAGAAGGGUGACUGGUUCCUCUUGGAGAGAAAGCUUAGUGCCGUUUUAUGCGAUUCCAGCUUGGAUCUUAAAGGGACAUUUUAUCUGUUUCUGUUAUUGCGUCCACCAAGCGUUAUAUUUCCGAGGAAGGUACCAAAGUAAUCGUCAUUCCCAUAUUUUCCCUCUCAAAUUUUGAUACAAUGUCGCUUUAACUGUGAAAGUAUAGGAAAAUAUGGCUGAAAAUCUCAAAAUCGAAAUAAUUUAUUCUCAUGAAUCAUAAAUCAAAUACACAGACGUUACUGAGGAUUGUGUAUUGAAGGUUAUUUUUCUGCUAAAGGCCAUUUCUCCAGUAAUACUGACUUUUUGGGUCAAACCGACUGUUUCUCAGAACCGCUUACAUUUAUUAGUAUUAAUAUUACGGGUACAGGUUCCAGAUUAUGACCUGUUACCGUAAUAAAAUCAACGCACCUUUUUCAAAAAUUCCCCCCCCAAAGCCUGACUUCCUGUCUGGAAGCAUGAACAUAUUUAUAUUUUUAAACAAUAUCCUGUAAGUAAAUAGCGUUUCAUCACACCUGCUGUAUUUGUAGAGUAUAUUAUGCUGUCCAGAACUGCUCUCUGUUGUCUACUGAGUAUAGAUAUGAACCGAAGCUGAUGUAGCUCACUGGCCAAACAGAUUUCCAUAUAUUUUUCCAUAUAUAUUGUAUAUAUUUGAUUCCGUAUAUGCAGCUGCAUGUUGCGUGCUACGCUAGAUGCCCCUUCGCAGUGACACUAUUUGGUCUCUUUCGUGGCGCCUUAUAUCAAGUUUUCAUCAACAACUGAAGCUCAUCUCAUUUCUUUGAGUCAUUCUUUGGUGUAUAGCUUUAUCAUUGCCCACGAGGCGUUCUUCCAUCACGCUUUUCAUCGGAACACUGCACACAUAUGAAAAAACUGGGUUUGUUUGAGGUUUGAGGUUUUGAAAGUCAGCAAGACGUGAUACCCAGAUAACCGUAUAACAUUAGAUUAUUAGUUUAUGUAACGUUUGCAUUUGGAGUAAAGGGAAGAAACCUGGGCAUUCGAAAUUUAUCUAACGCCGCAACGAAAAAUAGAAAGUAUUGAUUUAUGUCGGAUCAGAUUCAAGCUCUUUGACGUGUACUGAUGAUGCAUUUACGCUCGCUUUGCAGCAUAUCUCAGAAACAUUUAUCAACAGCAAGCCGCCAUCCAGAAAAUCUUUUUCUCGUGACACUGAGAGAGGAUACGCUGCAACCCGCUCGCAACGAAAGCCUAAAAAUGCGCUGCGUUUUAAUCGUUUUAAAAUAAAUUCGCGCCAGUAAUGUCAUUUCAGCGCUUGUUUACAACAGAGAAGCCUCAAACGCUAGUAUUGAUGUACAUUUGACGUUUUAUUGGGUCUUUUUUUUUUUUUUGGUUCGAAUAAUGUAAUCUAGGUUUGUUACACGUUUGAAAAUGACAUUUUUAACCUGUGAGUAUAUACGUUUGAUCUCAGCGAGGAUUUUCCUAAAAGAUGCUACACACUACACAUCUAAAAAAUGCAAAUGAUUUUACAUACAUGCUAAAGGUUAGACAUAAUGAAACUCGAAAGGGCGUGCUGGGCCUUUAAGAGGCUAAUUUCUUUUGAAUUGAAACGGUUUAGAAUAGAGGUGCAGAUGGCAAGCAGUUGUGCAGAUCGCUUGAAUUUAAAUCAGCCCUCGUUUCCGCUUCAGACAAGCAGGGACGGGUCUGUUUCACCUCAUGCCCACCCUCGUGCCACCAUAUGCCCCAUAUCUGCUCAGCUUUGCUGACAGGACUGGUCUGGGACUGUGGACAUACGGAAAGCUACCGAAUCCUUAUUUAUUGGCAAUCACUGUGGAUUUCACUUUAACCUCUGGCUUGUCGCGAACGCAUUCGUCCUCGGCGUUUAUUUCAUGUUUCCAUACUUACCAAUUUCAUGAACAUUCCAUGGAGAUCUAUUCCAUUUAUUACAGUUCUACUACUUCUUUUUGAUACAAGGAAUUGGAAAUGUUGGAAACAAUGUUCCUUAUUAUUGUAUUACAUUAAAUGUAUUUGGUGUACUACUAGUAAAUACAAGGUGCUUUCUUCUUGGUGGCAAAUGUAAUGUUUCCUGCUUUGAAAUAAUAUUAUUGUACAUCGCAGAAUGUGAAUAAUGAUUACUAAUAUAGUUGAGAAUAUAUUUGUUAUGGGUAUAUUAUGCCCAUAUGCUGUUGGACCGCUUCAGUUAUGCUCAAUAGGAACAUACCUGUAUUUCAUGUGUAAAGAUGCGUAUUGUACUCCUAAUUAAAGAGCUAAAAAAUUA